Molecule: messenger RNA, 8171 nt
Organism: Linepithema humile (Argentine ant)
Lineage: Eukaryota; Metazoa; Arthropoda; Insecta; Hymenoptera; Formicidae
Source: RefSeq, a predicted model, not a curated record
AUGUUGUCAUAUCCGUCACCGGUGCAGAACGGAGGACCAAACGGCACGACGACGAUGAGCUGCGCGAGUUCUCAAGGGGUGAUGGUGAAGCAAGAGGCGAGGGACGACGGUUACGAGACGAGUCCGGACCUCGAGAUGAGGAGCACCGGCGGUGACAGCAGUCAGCAGUAUCACACGCCGCUGACACCACACACGCCGCACACACCGCACACGCCGCACACGCCCCUCACGCCGAUAUCGGCGACAGCGCAUCAACCCCAGCAGCCGGGCUCGACCGCCUCCACCCUCGGACAGGUCGCGAUAAAAUGCGAGACGCCGGUGGACCCGUACUCGUUCGUGGACGAGGAGAUGUCGAUGGGCGGCAUGAGGACGGCGAGCAGUCCAGGCGGCGGCGGCGGCAAUCCCGAGAACAUGACGUGUCCGGGCGGUGCCCAACCUGGGCUGGGUACACCCACGUCGACGCCGCCCGGGGCGCUGCCCGGGCCGCAACAUCAUCAGAUGAAUCUCGUGAUGAACGGCGCCGCGAGCGUCAAUCCCCAGCUGGCGCAUCAGCCGAAGAAGCGAGGCCGCAAAAAAAAGUCGGAGAUGAUACUCACCCCCGAGGAAGCUGAGCUCGCGGAGGCCAAGAAACGCGCUAAGACGUACAAAGAGAGGAAGAAGCACGACAGGUUCGAUGGUAUGCCGGAAGAGGAAGUGAGCAAGCGUGUCCUGCCGGAUCAUCUCACCAAUAACCUUGACAUUAUUAUAAUCGGUAUCAAUCCUGGACUAUUCGCGGCUUACAAGGGGCAUCACUACGCUGGACCUGGGAAUCAUUUCUGGAAAUGUCUACACCUAAGUGGUCUCACACCCGAACCCUUGACAGCGGACGACGAUUACAAGCUUUUGCGCCUCGGCAUCGGUUUUACAAAUAUGGUAGCACGUGCGACGAAAGGCAGCGCAGAUCUCACAAGAAAAGAAAUUAAAGAAGGUAGCCACAUUCUGCUCGAGAAAUUACGAAAGUAUAAGCCAAAAAUUGCCGUGUUCAACGGCAAAUUAAUAUACGAAGUGUUCUCGGGGAAGAAGGAGUUCGGAUUCGGGAGACAGCCAAACCUGGUGGACGGCACAAAUACGUACAUGUGGGUGAUGCCUUCAAGCAGUGCGAGGUGUGCCCAGCUGCCACGGGCUGCCGACAAGGUGCCAUAUUAUGCGGCCCUGAAGAAGUUCCGCGAUUAUUUGAACGGUACGAUCCCGCAUCUGGACGAGUCGGAUAUCGUAUUCGCCGACUCGAAGCUCAAGAAGAAGGACCACGAGGCGAUCGAGGAUAAGAAGCCUGUAUUCGUCGAUGAUCUGCCCGACGGGGAGAAUCGAAUCACGGAGAUCAACGGCACGGGACUAAAGCAGGACUCGGGCUUGAUACCCGGCAAGAAGAAACGCGGCAGACCGAAGAAGAUCAAGAAUCCGGAGGAUCAGCCGCCGCCGGAUCCCGAAAAGCUGGAUGCAAACGGCGAGGUCAUCAAGAAGCGUCGCGGACGCCCGAAGAAGAUACAUCAACAGCAGAAGCAGCUGGAGCGCGAGAGCCGCGAGAGGGAACAGCAACAGCAGCAGCAGCACCAAGCGAUGGGCCACCUGAACGAUGGCUACGGUAACGUGUCCAACUGCUUCUCGCCGCCGUUGAUGUCACCUCCAAAAACGUUCCCGCAUAUGGCGCCGUAUCCGCAGCCGCCGAUGAACGAUUCCGGCUACUACGGCCCCAUGAAUGACAACAGUCCGUACAAUAUGAGCGCGAAGCAGAGCCCGGUGCAUCUUCAGCAUUACAGCCAAAGCCCGAAAUCAAUGUCGCUCUCGUUCACGCAUUCGGAUCUCUCAUCGGAGAUCAACACCGCGAUCUCGUCGGAGAACAAUUUGGAGCCGUCGCCGCUGACGUCGCCCAGCGUCGAGCAUCCGGACUUCGAGCCGCCCACCAGCAUGUCGCAGCAGAGUAUGGGCAACGACCAUCGCCAAUACAAUCCGGCCGGCGGGCCCGAUCCCGCCGCCGGUCAUCACGGCAGCCCCGGCACGCCGUCGCACAACAGCUACGCCAGCUACAUGGGCUACCAUGAGCAGACGGCGGACGCGCACAAUCAGCAUCCGCAUCAGACGACGCCGACGCCGCUCAGCCAGACCGCCGACGAGCACUCCCAUCAUUCACAUCCGACGCCGCCGCAUCCGCACACGCCCACGCACACGUCGAUGUCGCCGCACCAUCCACACGAGCAGUACGGCAUCAAGCGAACGUCCGGCCAGGACGUGGCGUCCAAGAGCCUGAGCGAUCUGGAAUCUCUGGUGGACCAGAUCCCGAGCAUAGCCGACGGAGGUAGCCAGCGUCUGCAGCACACGCAUCCGGGCAUGCCGGGUGACGACAGUCUGGCGGAAAAAAUGGAAGCCCACCAUCAGUCCUACAUGUCCGGUUUCGGCGGCAUGCCGACCGGACCCGGCGGGAUGACCAAUUACAGUCCGCCGUUACCGCCGGGCGGAGGAAUCUAUCCCAGUUCCCUGCAUCACUCGCCCAGCGACGCCAAUUACGGCGGUCUGUACGCUAUGAACGGCCGUCAUCAUCAGGUCCAGCAGCAGCAGCAGCAGCAGCAACAGCAGCAGCAGCAGCAGCAACAGCAGCAGCAGCAACAGCAGCAGCAGCAGCAGCACAGCAAGUCCUACACGGUGGAAAACCUCGCGUCCAGCAAUUACACGCCCAGCAUGAACCACGGCCACCCCGGCAACUCGUACCCGAAUAUCAUACCCGGGCCGCACUACCCGGUGCCGAUGGGCUCGACCAACGGCUACCUGCUCAGCGGCCUCGAGUCCAGCCUGAUGCAGCGCACGUACGGGAUCAGCGGUAUGAGCGGCAUGGGCGGCAUGCACCCGUCGGCCGCCUUGGGCCACCCGAUGGCCGCGAACCCGUACCCGUACAACGGCUCGUACUCGAGCUCGUUCGACGCUUACCCGGCGCCACCACCAGCGGGUAUACACGCGCCCAGCGCCAAUUAUCCCGGCUACGUCAGCACGGCGGGCGCGGCGCCCACCACCACCACGCCGCCGUCCUACCUCGCACCGUCGCACCACAGACCACCGGUCGAUCUCUCCUACGACGGUGUAUGAUAAUCGAUGCGAAACAAUCACGCCGUUCCUCACGACCAUCCUCCUACGCCAGCCUCCUCUCCCUGCCGAUCGCCUCCUGUGCGCGCGCGCGCGCGAGCGACCGCAACGUUUAUCUUUUCUACGUAUUUUUACACACGUCUCUUAAGGCUCUCGAUGUCGGGAGCACUGUCGCGCGUCGUCUCCCCGAAUCGUCGUAUCACUCCCAUGAACUGUCUACGCUACUUUGCGCGCGCUCUUUCACUCUCCGUCGACUUUUGUUUAUUGUUUAUCAGCGUUUCGUUUAUCCUAUUAUCUUUUGUUGUGCUCGGUUCGACAUAAAAAUUAUCUCACAACUGACGCAAAAGAAAUGACGGUGAAAUUUCCCCGCAAAAUUUGAAAGCCAAUUUUUUUAUUCCAAGCAUCGAAGCUCUAAUAAGACAAUGAACUACUUCUGUCAAUCAUUGCGCACAUUAUGAUAUGUAGGCACGAUGAUUUGGAAAUAGAAUAUGAAAUUUAAUUGCCAAGUUAUUGGAUAUUGAAAUUUGACUCAGAUUCUGAUGAUCUCCUCUGAAAGGCACAAAACUGUCUAUACAUUUUGUAUCAAUUCUGGGACACCCUGCCGGUCUUAUGUUUCCAUAUCCCUCACUGCAUCCCGCUUCUACAUCGUCACCGCGUCUCUCGCGCUCUUUUUUCAUUUUUAUCUCGCUCUCGAUAUGCGAUUACGCCGUGAGUAAUUACGGGCGCGCGGCUCGGGAACGGGAAACCGCUCAUGAAACGCGACCAUGACGCACGCAACGAAUGAGAAACGUAUAAGCCACCGCUAGAUUAGCUUCGCCGAUCGCGUUCUGCACCGAUCCGACCGUUAAAAUACACACACGCGGGCAUACUGCACACUGAUAACCGUGACGAUAAAUGGCGACCUUAACGCCGAGCAAAUCGCGAUUACGAAUUCGGCCGACGUAGCCGAGGUCAUCCAGCCGUGUAAUUGCGCUGUCCCAUUUUUCCCUAUCGAUCAGCUGACAUCGAUCAUCGCCGAUUGCUACAGGCGUACCUACGAGCUUUACCACCGAAACCGAAUUUCCGACAUUUAUGUGCUUCGAAGGACAUAUCCAAUUGCAAAUGGUACAAAAAGCAACGAGUGCAUAGAUAUCGCGCGUUCUGAACCAAUUUGUAAUUGUAACGUCACCUUCGACAAAGCCGAUAAGAAGCAGCACACAGAAUUCCCCCCUGUGGAAUAAAACAAUCUGAAAAAAGUUUCGGGUAUGAAAACGGACAUGAUUUCGAAGAGUUCAAAUUUCGAUGCCAUAAAUGCGAAAUGAUCUCCGUGUUUCUUGAUUGAUUGAUUGAUUAAACAUUUAUAUAGGACACGGAGUGCACGAUAUAAGCAUCAAUCAAAUUUAUUGAUUGGCGAUGACAAAAUUAUUUUCAUUAUUUAUUCAUCAUUUAUUGAUAUCAAUUGAUAGAAAACAAUUGAUAAAAAUGCGAUAAAUAAUGCUAAAUAAUCUUUCCGCAUUUAUAGCAUUCGCAGAAGCACACAACUCACCGAAAUUAUACCGAUUUCUUUCCUGCAAGGAAAACACCACAUUAUAUACGAAUGAAAUGACAGCACCGUUCACUUACAUGCCUGUAUGUUUGUGUAUCGCACUGCGAUUUAUAAUUAUUGUUGGUUUGUAUUGUUGUUAUUACUGUAUUACUAUUUGAUUAAUUAAACGCGCUAGCCGUGACACGUUUUUUUAUAUUGUCGGAAUAAUCGUCUCGAUAUCUUUCGCCAAUUCAAUCUAACGUGAUAACGCGCGUAAUAUUACUUUUUAAAAGAAAUAUUCGUCAAAUCUUUCAACUAUUGAAUUCUUAAUGUCGAAAGAACCGAAAAUUUCUGACAAAUUAGUUAAUUUAGUUAAAUUUUUAUCUUUUAUAACUUACAUAUAAUAUUAGAGGUAAGGAGAAAUUGUGACAAAGAUUCCGCAAUAUUUGUCACUUUUUGUUGGUUGAUUUUUCAACUUCUCUUCAAGACGUUAAUUAUACAAAUUAUUUUGAAUGAACUAAUAAGUAUCUUAAAUGAGUGGUAUCACAUGGAAAAGACAGAUAUGUAUCCUCGGAUACAAUGCAUCUGAAUACACGACACAACAAUAUUGAAUCACGUCUUUGUUGAUGUAGUACGAAGCAACAGUCUCACUUGAUGAGCAAUCAUUCUCACUUGGAUCGCGUACUGAACCGAGCUUAAUCGAGCUAAAAGUUUCGCACUCGCGAAGUACUUUGUGAAUAAGUUUCGUUCAGUUGUGUGUGCCGUAAUGAGAUAUUAUUGCCGACACAAUUAAUCCAAAUAUGUAGAAGCGAUAUAGGAAAUACGUGGAAAAUCAUGGACAACCGAAUCGUGAAUUAGCCCGAGAGUAAAAUUACGUGUUUACAUGUACUCUCGCGUUUCUACGAAUCCGUGUACGUCAUGUAGCGGUGACAUAAGCCAAGAACGCGAUCACCGAUCAAUUGCCUAUAUAUUAUUGUGCUCGAAGUAACAUCGGUUAUCUUUAACGCGAGAAUCUGCAUUUGCGUUGACUUUUUAUCCGAGCGAUCGGAUGUUUUUAUUCCGCCGAAUAAAACAUACCCUACUUGGUUAUUUCGUUUCAUUUUGUUUCUUGCCGCAUGUUAGUGUUCUAAUUUAAAUAUUCUUUUAUCCGAAAACUCUUAUUGAAUAAUCAUUUCAAUGAAAAUCGCAUUUCCUUAUCGCUGGUGGAAAAUGAAUUGUAGAAAAUAUCAUCAAACUGCGAGUCGUGCGCCGUUAUUGCGCUCGCCGCUUUUAUGAGUUUUCGUGAGCUUUUUUAACAGAGUAAAUAUUAAUCGUUAUCGUCAUUGUAUCGUUAAGAUUACUGCACAUAGUAAGAGGAAAGCUUAAGCCCGGUUGCGCUGGUAUUUUUUUAAUUGUGGUAUAGUCGCUUUCAUCAAUAUUGAUCAAAUUUAGCCGUCGUUUAAUCUUUAUCUGGACAAGUUUCCAAACGCAUUUUUGAAAAAAGUAUUUACGUUAUAUAUUAAUGAAAAUAUCUUGUGACAAAAAGUAUAUUAAUUUCUUUUUAAAAUAGAUAUAAUUAUAUAUGUAUAUAUAACUAUAUGAACAUUCUACACAAAAAACUGAUUUGUAUAUAUUAUUUAUUUAGCAAUGCUAAUUCAAAUGUGUAUUAAUUUUUCAAAAUCUUUAAAUAAUUGUAUAGCUCUUCGUAUUAAAAUUCAAAGGAGACAAAGAAUCGAUUAAAGUAAGGUUAAUAUUAAUCAAUGUUAAUAGAACUGGCUCUGUAAUGCGGGACAAAAGCCGCCAAUAAUCGACCAAAUUAUCAUUCAAAAUGUAGAAAUCUAAGUAAGAUCGCCUGCGCAACUGGAUGCCGAGCUUGUUUAAUGUAAGAUGUAAGUCCUAACGAGAGGCAGAUAGAAGGAAGAGACUACUGCUCUUAACUCUUUGUUUAUCACACCGCCAUCCACUUUCGUACCUCGCGCCCGCAACAGCCGUCGCCGUUCUCGUUGCAACUCUGAUUAUUAUUUAUCGUUAGAACUCGAUAUCGCUGUGGAGUUACAUACGUUACUGUCGUUAUUAACAUAGUCGCGUUACGUUGUCUCGUUAAUUAUAUUCUGUUAUGCGUUUCGCAUUGCCGAAAGUCACUAUAUAUUAAUACACGAUUAUGAAAAAAAAAAAACAGAUAGACAUGCAUAUGUACACACACCCCCCCACACACACACACACACAUAAGUACACACAACCACACACCCAUACACACAUCUAUACAUUCUAUCUACAUGUACACGCAGUCGUAUUAGAUAUUAUAACUGGCAUUAAUCGACAUUCUCCUUUGUCGCUGACCGACGCUGUAAAGUGACGCAUCUGACAUGAUUAUAAAUAUACAGAUAUAAAUAUAUAAAUAUAUAAAUAUAUAUAGAUAUUAUAAAUAAACUAUAAAUAUUAUAUAUUGACUAUAUGGAUAAGGAUUAAGCGAGCAACAUUUAUCUCGGGUAAAAACCACCUAGGAUGUGUCGAGACAUUUAAGAUGAUGCACAGGGUAUAGAUGAGAAUCGUUGAUAUAAUAACUGAUGUCUAUAUUAUUAUAGAUGUUUCUUUCGUUCCGUCAUCGGCCUCAAACACACAUACACAAACACACGCGAGUACACGCGAUCGAAGUUAUGUAGUAGAUGUUUUUCAAGGAAUCUAAUCCGACUCCGGGCGGCGGCCAAGAAUAAUAGAUGUCAUCGGUGUGUUAGUCGCGCAACCAACGUUUUCAUCGAUUCGCAAUGAAAAAAGAAGGAUUUUAUAUAUAUAUAUAUACAUAUAUAUAUAUGUAUAUAUAUGUGUAUAUAUAUAUAUAUAUAUAUAAUCCCGUGCCGGUCGAUGCGACCGGCGAAUCCGCCAUCGCACUACUAAUUAAUUGACUCUUCGAUUAAUCAAAUCAACUAACUGAUUGUAAAUUGAUCGCUAUUAAGGAACUUUACUAUUAAGUAUAAAUAUAUAUUAUACAGAUAUAAAAGUGGAUUUUCGCUGUUGAACGUGUCGAAUAAACAAAGAAAAAAAAAAGAAAGAACAAAAAUCCAAGAGUAAGUAAGCGAGUAAGAGAGCUUGGGCCGGAUCGCCGGCCUCCGACAUAUUUUUUAAUCGCUUCGAACCUCUAUUAUUCUACCUACUAAUUAAACGUAAUGGUGUAUCUACGUGUGCGCCUGAGCGAUCGGCCGGUCCGCGUCGUCGGCGUCGCACGACCGCCGGUCGUCGCCGUGUCGUCGAUCGGAUCGCGAUCGCUCGGGCUAUCGAGAUGUGUUCUGUAUCGAAUUAACGAAUGUACUUCUCGAAUAUUCAUCGCUCCUACGAAUAUCGCGGGAUAGGGAAGGGUGACGGAUGCUCGACACCAUACUUUGAAAAUUUUUCUGCUCCUUGCCGCCCGAAUCCUAAAUGAAGCCCACGCAGAUCUCCAAUGGACGUUGUAUUGGGUGCUCAGUGGAUACCCGAGUAUCCCGCAAUAUGUAAAUCUCUGUAUGUCUCUGCCCGUAUUACCGCUACGAUAUUUUAUGUGAAAAUGAAUUGUUACAAAUACAUUACUGAUAUAACACCGAAA